AUGGCCCUCAAUAACCGUCUACAGGUCGUGCUCGGCAUCCUGCUUCUCGCCCUGACCGCCGUCUUUGUCCUCUUCAACGAGAGCAUCGCCACCGUCGACGGCCUCUUCAGCCUCCCCCACCACCGUGCAGAUCCCGCUCAUGGCGGAUCCCAGCCCCGACCGCCGGAGCCGCCGCAGAACCCGGAACCGAGACCCCUCACCGAGCAGACCCCGCGCUACAAGCCCGCGCCGACCUACACCCCGCCCCCGGUCGUCGACCCCUUCCCCCUCCUCGCCAACACCGCUGCCGACGUCCUGCCGCCCCCCGUCCCUGCACACAACCUCGCGCUCUCGGAUAUCCACGAGACCUACGGCCUCGCUGCCCCAUCCCCGCUCUUCAUCGGCUUCACCCGCCAGUGGCCCCUCCUCCUGCAGUGCGUCGUCAGCUACAUCACCGCCGGCUGGCCCGCCGGUGACAUCUACGUCGUCGAGAACACGGGCGUCCAGCUCGCCAACGUCCGCGGCCAACUCACUCUCCAGAACCCCUUUUACCUCAAUCACAACACCCUCACCCGCCUAGGCGUCAACGUCCUCCGCGCGCCUGCUCUCCUCUCCUUCUCCCAGAUGCAAAAUAUGCUCCUCCACGAGGCCCACGCCCGCGGCCGGCCCUACUACUUCUACUCCCACCAGGAUGUCCUCGUCUACUCCUUCGAGGCCGGCCCGGACGACCGCCACCGGCCCGGUGACCGCCCCUGGGACUUUUACGACGACGCCGACCGCGAGGACGCGCUGCGGCCCGCCGCAGCGGGGACUCCGGGCUAUCGCACCCUCUACGAGAACUGUCUGCGCGACCUUAACGCGACGCUGGCCCGCGGCGAGCGCUGGGGGUUCCGGUGGUACCAGUACGACCAUCUGACGCUCGUCAACCGCGACGCCAUGGACGCCGUCGGCGGCUCGGACUCGCUCAUCCCCUACUACGCCACCGACUGCGACAUGAACGCCCGCUUGGCAAUGAACGGCUGGACCAUGAAGCACCGCCGCGCCGGCAUUAUCAACGACGUCUCGUCCAAUCUUGAGGAUCUCGCCGCACUCUACCGCGUCCCGGGGUCCAAGCUCAAGUUCGUCGACCCGAACCCACCGGCGCCAGCGCCUGCUGGGAAGGGGUCUGGAAAGAGGUCCGAUGACAAGACGGCGGAUGCCGCGCCGUCAACAAACGCCACCUACUUCCGCUCCCUCGUUAACGUCGGCCUUGAGAUGACAAACUACAAGUACGGCGACAGCGACCACGCCCGCAACUCGUGGCAGAAGAGCCAGCGCGGUGGCGCCGGCGAGCCCUAUUACUACGAUCCCGAAGGAUUCGCCGAGGCCUUUGACGUCCUCGUCGCCGCCGGCCGCAAUGUCUUUGAGCUCAAGUGGGGCCGCGGGGGGUGCGACAUCGCCGAGGGUCACGGCCUCAAGACCGGAGACCAGUGGCGCGUCCUACCUGACAAGAACAACGGCUGA
Messenger RNA from Colletotrichum graminicola M1.001, 1482 nucleotides. RefSeq lists its product as uncharacterized. NCBI's taxonomy places the organism in Eukaryota, Fungi, Ascomycota, Sordariomycetes, Glomerellales, Glomerellaceae. The record is from RefSeq and is a predicted model, not a curated record. The transcript has a single exon. Bases 1 to 1482 code for a protein of 493 amino acids.